Helobdella robusta is the source of this 795-nucleotide messenger RNA. RefSeq lists its product as hypothetical. The coding region runs from base 1 to 795 and encodes 264 amino acids. The transcript has 2 exons. Gene Ontology annotation, biological process: DNA-templated transcription; regulation of transcription by RNA polymerase II. The record is from RefSeq and is a predicted model, not a curated record. NCBI's taxonomy places the organism in Eukaryota, Metazoa, Annelida, Clitellata, Rhynchobdellida, Glossiphoniidae. Gene Ontology annotation, molecular function: RNA polymerase II cis-regulatory region sequence-specific DNA binding; DNA-binding transcription factor activity, RNA polymerase II-specific.
AUGAUAAACGAUCUACUGGAUUUCUUUCCCGCACCCUCUCCCCACAUCGGGAGAGGACUGGGGCGCAUUGCAGUGGCAGAUUCUACGACGGCGGUGGAUAGCUUGGACUGCCCUAAGUUUGACAACUCCAAUGCUGAUUUUGAUGACAUUCUCAGCAACAUAACUGGAGAUUUGUUUGAUGGAACUUAUUACUGUAGUGAGCAAACAGAGCUUUGUGAACCAUCUAAAUCUAAAGAAGAGACAUUACUGAUGGAAGGUGAAGAUUGUUCUAUUAAUUUCAAUGUGGAGGACAUCUUGAUGGAGUCAAUGAAAGCCUGGUCUGACAAAGAUUGUGAUAAACAAGUUUCUGAUUUACUUGAUGCUGGAAUGGAGGAAAGUGUCAACAACAUUUCAUUACUUCCCUGGCAUCUGUGUGAACAGACUCUUCCUGAUGCUGUAAUAAAAGAAAAUGAAAAUAUUAAAGAGGGGAAUGAUGUUCGCCAUGCACAAAAGAAGGAAAAAUCAAACUCAAGGAAGAUGACGAGAAAAUCCUCAACAGCUGGUAUGAGUGUCAGCAGCAGCAGUGCCAGCAUCUCAUCUCUGGACAAAAACAAUCCAAACUAUAUUGAGAAGCGAGAAAGAAACAACGAGUCAGUGAGGAAAAGUAGGGACAAGGCUCGUCAAAAGCAGAUGGAAACAAUGGAGAAAGUGAAGGUUUUGACAGAAGAAAAUAGCAGGCUGAAUAAUAAAGUCAAUGACUUGCUGAAGGAGUUGGAAAUAUUGAAGAGCCUAUUUGCUAACAUUGCAAAUAAAUGA